CCCGCCGUGGGUGAGCACCUUCCUUAUCGUUUAUAUAUAUGUUUCAGGACAGAGGCUCUCUCGUAGGACCCCACGGAAUAGUUACAUGGAAUAGUCAUGCUUCAAAUGCGAGGGACACCCGACUUGUCUGUUUGUCUAAACCUAGCUUUAGCUCAGUUUCUUGCGGUUAGUGACGACCUUAGUGACUUGGUUUCACGUACUGUCGAUUAGCUCCUGGUUUAGCCACUGCUAACAACAUAGUGGCCUCGCUCUCUUGCCGUAGCACGCGUUCUUCUUCGUGGUGGGACAGCUGUUGCCACGGCAACCCCAGUCACAAGUUACUAACUGAACUUCAAACUGCAGACACACCGUCGAGCCCCAACACACACACGGACACUUAACGUUACAAUACAACACACACACGGAUAAAAAUGGCGUCUUGCCUGGUCCCUGACUUCCCGGCAGUCAUGGUAGCUCUGGAGCACAUAAAGGAGCUGGACAAGCAGCUGAAAGAGGACGGAGUACCCUUCUCACCUGAAGCCAGCCUCCAUCUGACAGAGAUAACUGCUGCCAUCACUGAACUGGAAGCGGACCGGCGUGCCACUCAUGAACAUUUAGAAGUGGAAACCAUAGAAAACAGCAUGCUGAGACACCAAAUUAACAGCAUAAGAGAAAGAAUGAGCCACGACAUCAUGGCUGACGUAGCAGCAGCCCGGGCAUCUAAUGCCGAGGAGAUAGAGCAGCUGCACAAAGACCUCCGCACAGUUUGUCAGCUGCAAGAAGACACUGUGAAGAGGCGGGAAGCCCUCCUGAGGCAAAACGAGGCCCUGUACCCAGAGCGAGAGCGUGUGAGGGCUGAGCAUGUGGAGGUCGUUGCUUCUCUGAAUGAUCAAAUCACCUUUAAGUACGGCUUGCAGAUGCAGCUGGAUUGGACACUGGAGCAAAUAGAGGAGCUGAGGUCCUGCGUCGCUGCGGUCGAGCAGGACAAAGCAACCCUGCAGCAAAACCUGGUGUUGGAGAGAGAGGCACUGGCUGUGAAACAGGGCAGCCUGGACAGAGAGGUGGACCAGGUCGAGGGAAAAAUCAAGCAGCAGAAACAAGAGAUCAGGAGGAGCAGAGGAGAGUUGGACAGGGUCGACGACAAGAAACGAGAAGCCCAUGACCAUCUGGCCAAGCUCACGAUUGACUUGGCCAAGGUUGAGAGCAAUUUCCGAAGACUGACAGCGUCUCGGUGCCAGUGCGAGAAACAGCUGGAGGGGGAGACCCAAAAGCAUCAAGAAUUGAGGCAGCAGAGAGAAACGCUGAAGAAAGAGCUGUGUGACUUGGUGGAAGCCUUCAGCGCUGCCAUCCAGCGUCUGAAACAGGACAUUAUCACAGUGGACGGUAAAUUAGAGGAUGGCCGAAGAUCAAGGUUGCACUGUCAAGACUGCCUGGCUCAAAUCUAUGAGAUAUUGAAGCACCAGCUAAAUGAAGAGGACGAAGUCAGCGUAGAGCACUCCCACGUCUCGCAGCAGCUGGAGCGCUCCAAGCUGCAGCUGGAGGAGCGCAUUGCCUCCAUAGUCAAACACAGCAAGGAGAUCAAAGAGAUGGACAAGCAGAUCAGAGACACCCUGGAGGCCGACACAAUCAACCAGCGCGUGUUCGAGAGGAGUCAGGAAGAGAUGUGCGGGAACGUGGAUACGGAGAAGAAGAACAUCCGCCAUUUUGAGGAGGAGAAGAAGCGGCUGAGGAGGCUCUUGGAGGAGACGAAGAGGAAGCAGGAGGAGCACGUGGCGAAAAUGACCUCCGACAUUGCCAGCACCAGGAGGAGAUACGAGGAGCUUCAGCAGGAGGAGGCCGCACUCCAGCAGCAGCACCCCGAGAGCACAGACACUGACUCGCUGAUGGGCCACGUGAGGCAGUGUGAGGUAGAGUACGGGCAAACGCAGAGCCAACGGAGGCAGGACAUCGAGCGGUGCGCCGCAGAGGCCGAGAGCAUCGCCAGGGGCAACGAGGAGAAGCAGAGGGAGGUGGAGGAGAAGGAGGAGAUGCUGAAGGAGGUGGAAGCGAAGUGGAGCGAAGAGGAGUCCAGGCACCAGAGGCUGAAGAUGCUGACCUACGAGCUGAGGAGGAAGAGGUGCGAUCUGGAACUGUCGAUCCAGCAGCUGAAGGAGAAAAGCGCCUCUCUGCUUCAGCCCAAAGAGGAGAUGAAGGCUGAGCUGGAGGAGGUGCGAGGGAGUUACAUGGGCAGGCUCGGCGCACAGGCCUCAGAGCUGAAAGCCGUGGAGUUGAGCAUCUACGACAAUGGCGUGAAACUGGAGGAGGUCAGCGUGGAGAACAGCAGGCUGCAGCUCCGUAUCAGACACAUGGCGGAGGCUGCCAGCAGAGCCAGGGCGAACAAAGAGCGGUACCGGCAGGACACUCACCAGCUCAAGCAGGACAUGAAGGACUUGUCUGAGAAGCUACAGGAAGCAUGGAGAGAGGAUUUCUUGCUCACCCAGGACCGUCAGAGCAGCGACGGUGUCCUGUUGGAGGCCAUGAGUGGCAUGUUGAGCCAUCUGAAAACCAGGAGACAGCAGCUGGGGAGUGUCGGCACCCUCCUGCACCGACACAUGUUGGACUUCAGCAAGAGACUGGGAGAUCAAACAACCGUGCAACAGCAGAGUUUAGUUGAUGAGUGCCUCUAA
Morone saxatilis (striped sea-bass) is the source of this 2645-nucleotide messenger RNA. RefSeq names its product coiled-coil domain containing 175 (gene ccdc175). The coding region runs from base 411 to 2645 and encodes 744 amino acids. The transcript has a single exon. The record is from RefSeq and is a predicted model, not a curated record. Lineage: Eukaryota; Metazoa; Chordata; Actinopteri; Moronidae.